This is a messenger RNA of Bombina bombina (fire-bellied toad), 1425 nucleotides long. It is a transcript of the gene TMEM18, whose product is annotated as transmembrane protein 18. The record is from RefSeq and is a predicted model, not a curated record. The coding region runs from base 70 to 477 and encodes 135 amino acids. Lineage: Eukaryota; Metazoa; Chordata; Amphibia; Anura; Bombinatoridae. Gene Ontology annotation, cellular component: nuclear membrane. The transcript is spliced from 5 exons.
GGGGAAUACUAUCUCCGCCUAUGUACACAGGCACUUCCCGGUUAGCUGGCAGCUUCCGUGUCGGGUAUAAUGGAGAAGACCGGUUUGUGGGCCUUGCUAGAGCGAGCACCCAUAGAUUGGACGGAACCAUGGCUGAUUGGACUUAUUUUAUUUCACAUACUGUGCAUCAUUAUUACUUGUAUCUCCUUUAAGUUUUACAAGCUACAGAUCUGCCACUUCUUAUUAAUGGUUGUAUUGGUGAGCUGUGCAGAAUAUAUAAAUGAAUUUGCUGCUUCACACUGGAGAGAGUUUUCAAAACAGCAAUAUUUUGAUUCCUCUGGGAUGUUCAUUUCUUUAGUAUUUUCAGCACCUUUAUUGUGUAACUCCAUAAUCAUUGUGGUUCACUGGGUGUAUAAAACUUUGUCAGUGAUGACAGAACUCAAAACCCUACAGAAGAAGCGAAAAGAUGCCAGGGAGAAGCGUCUGAAAAAAGAAUAGACUACCAAAAAUGAGAUGUAUGCGAAGACUUAUAAUCUAACGUCAAAUGUUUGUGUCCUCCCUUGUACUUCAUGGCAGGAAACGGGUCUUAAAGGGAAAACUACAUUUUUCUUUCAUAAUUCAGAUAAAGCAUGCAAUUUUACAAAUUUACUGAUAUCAAAUUUUCUUUAACGUGGUAUUCGGUGUUGAAAAACAGCGCCAUAAGCUCAGGAGCGUGCACGUGUCUGGAGCACUAUAUGGCAGCUAUUUCGAAAGAAUGUUAUCCAUUUACAAAAGCUCUAGUUGACAGCACUAUUUCCUGCCAUGUAGUUCUCCAGGUGCCUACCUAGGUAUCUCAUCAACAAAGAAUGCCAUGGGAACGAAGCAAAUUUGCUAAUAGAAGUAAAUUGGAAACUUUUAAAAAUUGUUUGCUCUGUCUGAUUCACAAAAUAAACAGUUUGUGUUUGAUAUCGCUUUAAAGCAGUGUUUCUCAACCGCGGUCCUCAAGUACCCCCAACAGGCCAUGUUUUCAUUGUAGCUGAACUUGAGCACAGGUGUGAUAAGAUGAUCCGUAACCAUGGUUACUAACCUGCUUCACCCAUCAGCUGAUUAUUUCACCUCUGCUCUCUUUCAGCUAUAAUGAAAACCUGGCCUGUUGGGGUAUUUGAGGACCACGGUUGAGAAGCACUUCUCUAAAGGAACUUUAUUACAUUUUCAGAGUACUAUGCUGAAAUUUAGCUCAUCAGCCUUAGUGUAAGGUUACCAGUCAAAUAAACUGGCAAGAUGUGUUCAGCACAGUGGUAUGUUUAAUGUCCUGGUGGGUAUUCUGUUUUAUAAAGAAGAAAACAAUAAUACUAUUGUUUUUUCAUUUAUUUUUUAAUUUAGCGAUACAGUUUACAUCUUUUAUUAGUUUGACUAUCUUGUUUACCUUUCAAAGUAAAAUUAGUAAACCUCCGUUUUACAAAACAA